AUGGCCGAUUUGGCGUAUUUGGCCUGCGAAUGGAACGCAAAAACCGCCGGUUACCAGAGCCAACUUCACCGCUACAUCGAAGACUGCUUUUACAGAGCCAGUUUGAAGGGCCGUCGAACACUAUGCAAAGAGUUCCGGCCUUCAGACCCAAUUCGGUCAGCGGUUAAGCUGCCACUCAUAAUCGCAGAAGUGGGCAUCAAAGUAGCUCCGAAGAUGAUGGGUCGCCUGAUAUCCAUGACUACAACCAACAUUUCUACUCUGAGCAUCAUUGAAGCUACAGGCAUCACCAGUGUCACAGCUGUCGAUAGCAUCAAUGAUUUCAAGUCGCGAUCUCAGUACAUUGGCACACCCAAGACAGUCACUACCGGUAAGGGCGAUGCGGGCGUAAUUGUCGAUACUGAGACCAAGGUCUACGGGACCGAAAUUCUUUCCAUUGUCAAUGCUUCCAUCUGCCUUGAUCCUUCUAUGGGUAAAAAUCAGGCCAUUGUCGUGGUUGCUGCCGAGGCUGCGCCAGCCGCAUUCUUGCCAUUGGCGGAAGUGCAUCUCCUACCGGUAACGAAACCUCCCCAGUUAUCUCUCCAGCAACCAGCAUUGAAUGUUCAAACAUACGGGUACUGGAUCGCCUACCGGUAUCAUUCCUACUACUGUGCCUGUCAAAUUCGCUUCGUCUAUUGCUUCUUCCCCCGCAUCUUCGGCCAUACAGGCAUACAGUCACUGCGGCGGCCAGGGCUGGGCCGGCGCUUCUCAAUGCACCGAGGGCUGGAAGCACGUCAAGCAGAACGAGUUCUACUGCACUUCCAGUAUCUGGAGAACAGCCAAUCAAGCCGCGAUCGCUUGGCGCCAGUUGCACGCACUACUGACAAGUCGGCGUGA
Molecule: messenger RNA, 873 nt
Organism: Plenodomus lingam JN3
Lineage: Eukaryota; Fungi; Ascomycota; Dothideomycetes; Pleosporales; Leptosphaeriaceae
Source: RefSeq, a predicted model, not a curated record